ACGCACGCUGCGCGCGGACGCCGGCCUCUGACGCCGUCGUCGCCCCGGCGCCGCGUCCCGCCCUGGCCGCUCCCGCGGACCGUUGGGCGGCCUGCCCAAGUCCCUCCUUCGGGACCUCCCCUCACCCCCGAACCGCUCUCGCGGCAGCGACCCAUGUGGGAGUUCAGGCUCCUGCGGUCGCCGCCGCCGCUGCUGCUCCUCCUGCCGCAGCUCAGCCUCGGAAUCGCCGCGUCCCGCUCGCAGGCCGACACCAUGAACCUGGGCGGCGGCGGCGGCGGCGGCGCGCGGUGCUCCUCCUCGGCGGAGGGGCGCCGGCCGCAGUGCCUGCAGCUGUCGGCGGUGCCGGGGGCUGACCCGCAGCGCAGCAACGAGCUGCUCCUGCUGGCGGCGGAGACGGCGGGGGAGGGACCGGAACGGCGCGCCCUGUCUGGGGAGCGGGCGAAGGAGGAGCCGCAGCCAGCGCGCCAGCAUCACGUUCUCUAUUUCCCCGGGGAUGUGCAGAAUUACCAUGAAAUUAUGACCCGUCAUCCUGAGAAUUAUCAGUGGGAAAACUGGAGUCUAGAAAAUGUUGCCACCAUUUUAGCCCACCGGUUCCCCAAUAGUUAUAUUUGGGUGAUAAAGUGUUCCCGAAUGCAUUUGCACAAAUUCAGCUGCUAUGACAAUUUUGUGAAAAGUAAUAUGUUUGGUGCUCCAGAACACAAUACUGACUUUGGAGCUUUUAAGCACCUUCAUAUGUUAUUAGUUAAUGCUUUUAAUUUAAGUCAGAACAGUUUGUUAUCAAGGAAGAAUGUGAAAGAUUUGAAUAAGGACUCCAGAGCAUCUAACUGCAGAUCCAGUUCUUCUCACACUACUAAUGGUUGCCAGGGAGAAAAAGAGAGGACCUGUGAGAAAUCUGAUGAGUCCACCGUGAGUUUUUACCCACCAUCACUAAAUGGUGCUUCUUUUACUUUGAUUGGAUUCAGUAAAGGUUGUGUUGUUUUGAAUCAAUUGCUUUUUGAAUUAAAAGAAGCCAAGAAAGACAAGAACAUAGAUGCUUUUAUCAAAAGCAUAAGAACAAUGUACUGGCUGGAUGGCGGUCAUUCUGGAGGAAGCAAUACUUGGGUUACUUAUCCAGAAGUCUUGAAAGAAUUUGCACAAACAGGGAUUAUUGUUCAUACCCAUGUAACACCUUACCAAGUAUGUGAUCCAAUGAGAUCUUGGAUUGGAAAGGAGCACAAGAAAUUUGUUCAGAUUCUUGGAGAUUUUGGUAUGCAGGUGACUAGCCAAAUUCAUUUUGCAAAGGAAGCUCCUUCCAUAGAGAAUCACUUCAGGGUUCACGAAGUAUUUUGAGACUGCAAGAAUAUUAAUGUACGUGUUCAGUGGAAGAGCAAAAGCACUUUGAGGGUUAUAAAUUCAGAUAAUGAGAUAUAAUUCAUAGAUGCACUGUCAGUUUUUUGGGGUGGGGGUGGGGGGAGGAAGCACACAUUCCUAAAAUGAGUGUAAUGUGCAAUAGUAUUCCUUGCUUGUGAAUGUGAACAGUUUUUACUUCAGAAUGGGUUAGAAUUAGUUCAUUUGCAAAGUAAAAGAUGGUUUGUGAUGAUCAAGGAGGAUCAUCCUAAAGAAUGAAAAUUACGAUAUAGUCCUUAGAAAAGGUAAUGAAAAUUGUUAUUGUUGGAAGUAGUUUAUUUUCUGAGUACUGUUUGGAACUAAUUUUGGUGACACUAACAGUAAUUACUUAUUUGGCACUCAAAACUCCAUUUCUCGUCAAAUAAAGCAAAGGCACACUGAUGUUUUCCAUAAUUGUAGAAUUAACUGUACCCCUGCCUCUUAUGUUUUAUAAACUCCUAGUCAUUCUUUAAUGUGCCACCAAGUUUUUUUCUUAGGAGUCAAAAUAUAUUUGUGUCCAAAUUUCCAAGAACAUGCAGUAGUGUAUAGUUGGUUUUUAAAAUCAUUACACUUGAGGACUAUGGCUUAAUUUUUGACAACUUUUUGGUUUUUGACUCUUGGCCAAAAACCAGUUCUUUUGAAAAAUUGUUUUAAAUUGAAUGUAAUUAGGUAUAUUGGGUAAAAAUACCCUACAGAUUUUUAUCAUAUUGGACUUUUGAAAGAGAUCAGCUUAGGUGAAAUAAAUGUGUAACACUUUAUUUGUUACUGCUCUAUUGAAAAGGAGACAGAUUCUAUAGAUCUAAGUCAGUGUUUCUCCAGAAGCAUGAUUUUAUCUGCCAAAAGAAAGCAGCUCUCUUUGGCCAAAAUGCAAAAUUAUAUUGCUAUAAGAAAAGUUACAGGGAAAGUUUGAAGACACAAAUGAUUUAAUUUUGGCUCAAAAACUGAAUUUGCUUAACACUGCUACAUAAUUUGGGUGAGGUUUCCUUCUGCUUGUUUUUCUUGACCUAGAUAAAUAUAUUUUGAGAAACCAAGAUCUAAUGAAUGUCAACCAACAUUGAUAGCUGUGUGAUUACAAUAAAAGGUGAACCCUUUAUUAAUAAUAAUUAGCUUUUGCAGGUCAUGAAAUAAUUAAGCAGGGAAGUAACAUUGCUGCUUUCAGACUGAAAAAAAAAAAAAAAGACACUGAAGCUUAAUAUCUUAAUAACCCAGAGGACCUAAAUUUAUAAAAUAUAGAAUUAAAAUGUUAAUCUCUUGGUUUCUUCCCAGAAUUAUAUUUUAAUGACUCUAUAAUACAUUCCAAAUAUUCAGACUUAUAAGAAUUCUUACUCACCAAAUGCUUAAAAAUAACAACCCUUAAUUCUAUAAAGUACAGAAUAGUAUCUCUCAAUUUUUUUAAGGACAAUUUAGUUUAUAUUGCUUCAUUUUCUUUAAAUACCUGUUUCUUUUGAGACCAAAAAUUCCCAACAAGGAGACAAAUCCUGAUGCUAGCAUUUUAUUACCUAAACCUAAAGUACCAUGCCUGGUUGGCUUCUUUCAGUGUUUAAUAAUCCUUGGUUAAAUUCAUGUGAAUCUAAUGUUAAAUAGCUAAGGUAGCGAAUGCACUAAUGGGGGGAGGGCAGGAAAGGCACUUAUUUUUAUAGGAUUAACUAAAAUGGAAGAAGUAGAAUUCUUCUUUUUGCAGAAGAGUUCACUGAAAAAAUCUGAGGUAUUUAAAAAUCUGUGUUCUUUAGCUAUCUUGUCAUGUGACUGCUUACUUAGAUUUGUCUGUUCAAUGGAUAUGAAGAAUAACUCACUGGACACCUGGAACCGCCACUGCGGCAAAGUGAGAGUGUUGAAAGUAGAAGUCUUUUCUUGAAUGAAAAUAUAUUCCAGUUGAUCCAUCUUCAAAUAGUUUAAGACUUCAAAUUUGUCUUCUCUACAUUUGUUUAAAACUAUUGUAAAUGUUAGUGUAUCCUUUUGGACUGUGCCUUUGUGUUUGUGUCAAGAGAGUCAACUGAGAAGUCCUACAGAUAAUGUGAAAGUUGUUGCCGCCACAGCAUGAAUGUACAAUUGUAUUAAAUUUAAUCCGAGAA
This is a messenger RNA of Mustela erminea (ermine), 3437 nucleotides long. It is a transcript of the gene C8H2orf69, whose product is annotated as chromosome 8 C2orf69 homolog. Bases 154 to 1329 code for a protein of 391 amino acids. Gene Ontology annotation, cellular component: mitochondrion. The transcript is spliced from 2 exons. NCBI's taxonomy places the organism in Eukaryota, Metazoa, Chordata, Mammalia, Carnivora, Mustelidae. The record is from RefSeq and is a predicted model, not a curated record.